Molecule: messenger RNA, 2004 nt
Organism: Striga hermonthica
Lineage: Eukaryota; Viridiplantae; Streptophyta; Magnoliopsida; Lamiales; Orobanchaceae
Source: the annotation of a GenBank genome assembly
AUGCCUCGGGACACUGUUGCUAGUGCUGAAUCACCGAGAAGACGGACAGGUCUACUAAGAGAUCAGGUCCAAUUGGUUAAGAGAAAAGAUUCUGUUAGGUAUGAGAUUGUUCCCAUCCAAGAUCCUUUGUCCUUUGAGAAGGGGUUUUUCGCAGUUGUUCGUGCAUGCCAGUUAUUGGCUCAGAAGAAUGAAGGCAUGAUAUUAGUUGGGAUAGCAGGUCCCUCCGGGGCUGGAAAGACAGUGCUUACAGAAAAGAUCUUGAACUUUAUGCCCAGCAUUGCUAUUAUAAAUAUGGAUAAUUACAAUGAUGCAAGCCGCAUUAUUGAUGGCAACUAUGACGACCCGCGCUUAACAGAUUAUGACACUCUGCUAGAGAAUAUCCAUGAUCUGAAAGCAGGAAGUGCAGUCCAAAUUCCCAUUUACGAUUUUAAAUCCAGCUCCCGUGUUGGCUACAGCAGGACACUGGAAGUUCCAUCUUCUAGAAUUGUUAUUAUCGAAGGAAUAUAUGCCUUGAGUGAAAAAUUAAGGCCCUUGCUAGAUCUUCGUGUAUCUGUGACUGGAGGUGUGCACUUUGACCUUGUUAAACGUGUUAUGAGAGACAUUCAACGUGCUGGACAAGAGCCUGAAGAGAUAAUUCAUCAGAUAUCAGAAACGGUGUAUCCCAUGUAUAAAGCUUUUAUAGAACCAGAUCUACAAACAGCACAUAUAAAAAUAAUUAACAAGUUUAAUCCAUUCACUGGAUUUCAAAAUCCCACAUAUAUAUUAAAGUCAACAAGGCUAGUGACAGCUGAUCAAAUUAAAGCUGUUCUUUCUGAAGAUUAUGAUGAAACUACUGAGCAAACUUAUGAUAUUUAUCUUCUCCCGCCUGGUGAGGAUCCUGAAGCAUGCCAAUCUUAUUUAAGGAUGAGGAACAGGGACGGCAAGUACAGUCUUAUGUUUGAGGAAUGGGUGACCGAUAGCCCUUUCAUCAUAUCACCGAGAAUUACUUUUGAGGUCAGUGUACGUCUUCUGGGUGGGCUAAUGGCACUUGGGUAUACAAUUGCAUCCAUCCUCAAAAGAAGUAGUCACGUCUUCUCCAAUGACAAAAUUUGUGUAAAAACUGAUUGGCUGGAGCAACUUAAUCGUAACUAUGUCCAGGUACAAGGGAGAGAUCGUUUAUAUGUCAAAUUUAUUGCUGGGGAGUUGGGUCUGGAUGGUUCCUAUGUUCCACGCACAUACAUAGAACAAAUUCAAUUGGAGAAACUCAUAAAUGAUGUUAUGGCUUUGCCUGAUGACUUGAAGGCGAAACUCAGUAUAGAUGAUGAUUUGGUUUCAAGUCCUAAAGAAGCUCUAUCCAGAGCCUCAGCAGAUAGGAGAAUGAAGUUCCUCAAUCGUGGGAUUUCUCAGUCCUACGCAACACAGCGUGAUAAAAGUAUGAGCAAGCUGACAAAACUUGCUGUAAACAAUAGAAGUUACAAUGUAAGAACCCCAGAUUCACCAGCUGCACUUGCUAACCAGGGUAUGGUUACCCAGCUAUCUGAACAAAUAUCUACACUCAAUGAGCGAAUGGAUGAGUUCACAUCACGAAUCGAAGACCUAAACUCGAAGUUUCUAACAAAGAAUUUCUCCCAACAAAAUUUGGGAGGUGUACAAAAUGAAGCCUGCGUUUCUCUUCUACCGAAUUCCUCUUCAUCUUCGCAAUUGGCGAGGGAAUCUCCUGUCAUGGAAGAGGUGUUAUUUAUUGCUCGUGCACAACGUCAAAUCUUGCAUCAGAUUGACAAUCUGAGCAGUCUCCUCCAUGAGUGCUAUGGGGAAAGAUCUCGUCAAGAUGAAACGAAUCGGAGGGGUGGGUUAUCAGACGUGACCAUUCCCUUGCUUCUCUCGUUGGCUGUUGCUGGAGGCUGUGAGAGGAAAAAAGGGAAGAGGUGGUGGUUUCAGCGGAAAAGAAGAGAUGGCACGGGAGAGGUGGUGGUUUCAACGGUGGAAGAGGUGGUGGUUUUGGCAGAAGGGGAGACAGUGCCAUGA